This is a messenger RNA of Phymastichus coffea, 1845 nucleotides long. RefSeq names its product myrosinase 1-like. Gene Ontology annotation, biological process: carbohydrate metabolic process. The record is from RefSeq and is a predicted model, not a curated record. Gene Ontology annotation, molecular function: beta-glucosidase activity. Lineage: Eukaryota; Metazoa; Arthropoda; Insecta; Hymenoptera; Eulophidae. The transcript has 7 exons. The coding region runs from base 232 to 1845 and encodes 537 amino acids.
GUGUAGUUAGCAUUACUCAUUGCCAUAAGUUGAAUUUUUACUCGCAAAAAAUGAGUUCCGUCGACAUACUAUCUAUAAAAAGAACGUCGAGGAAAACUGCUCUAAUUGUACCAAUAAUGCGAGCGAUAAUUAAACUAAUUAAGCAAUGGACUCGUGGGCUUGCUAAACAACCUUUACCAGUAGCAACGAAAAUUUCUGCGUCGAAUAGUUUGAAAAUACAUCCUCGCCAAGAUGAAUUGGCAGAUUUCGCCGCUGACGGUCAUCAAUUUCGUGACAAAUCUGAUGAACAUACUCUUCCCAACCAAUUUCUCCUCGGACAUGCUAUUACAGAUGAACGUCAACAUCGUCGAGAGGAAAAUCAGCAUGAAGGAUUUUGACUUUCCCAUGGAAUCGAUGGAGGUCGCUCGAGCUUUGGCGCUGAAUCGAUUUCCGGACAAAUUUCUAUUCGGUGCAGGAUCGUCGGCAUAUCAAAUCGAAGGGGCGUACGACGCCGAUGGAAAAGGUUUAUCGGUAUGGGACUUUUGGACGCACAAUGAUGCUUCACCCAUCGUCGAUAAAAGCAACGGCGACGUCGCUUGCGACUCGUACCACAAAUACGCCGAGGACGUGAACCUUGUGAAAAAUUUGGGGGGAAAUACGUAUCGAAUCUCAUUGUCGUGGUCACGAAUACUCCCGCACGGUUUGUCACAUUUCGUCAACAUCCAAGGAAUAAAGUACUACAACAAUCUAAUCAAUACCAUGAUAUUGAACGGUGUAACGCCAAUGGUGACCAUGCACUACUACGAUGUACCGGUAAAGUUACAAUUGAUGGGUGGUUGGACGAAUCCACAGAUGGUCAAGUAUUUCGAGGACUACGCACGCGUUGCCUUCAAUUAUUUUGGAGACAGGGUCAAACAUUGGAUAACAUUUAACGAUCCGUUCGAUUUGUGCAACAUACACUUCGGCAAUGCCUACAAGCCUUGGUACAACGACAGCGCGGUCGGCAAUUACCUGUGCGGUCACCACGUUCUUUUGGCUCACGCGAGGGUCUAUCACCUAUACCGCACGGAGUUUCAUUGGCUUCAGAAAGGUAAAGUGGGCAUAAGUAUCGGCACACAGUGGUUCGAGCCUAAAGAUCCCACGUCGUUGGACGACGUAGAGGCGACCGAAUUGAGCUUCCAGUUCGGCACCUACUGGUUUUUGAAUCCUUUGCUCGGAGAGCUAGGCGAUUACCCAGAUCUCAUGAAAGUCGAGGUGGAAAUUAAGAGUGCAUUGCAACGCUAUCAGACGUCGAGGCUGCCGAGUUUUACUCUCGACGAGAAACAAAUGAUCAAACAGAGCCUCGACUUUUUAGGGAUCAAUUUCUUCACCAGCUUUUACGUGCAAUCCAUUGCGGAUGAUGUCGAGAUCAUAUAUCACUACGACAGCGUGAUUCGAAAUGAGUCGGUUUGGAAUGACAUGAGGUCGCAGUGGAUAUUUUUCGACAAGAGUACACCUGAAAAUUUCGCAAAAUUAUUGCAAAGGUUAAACAAGGACUACAUUUUACCCCAAGUGUAUAUAACUGCAAAUGGUUUCAUCGAUAAAGGCAACAUUUACGACGUGGACAGAGCUUUGUAUCAUGUUAAUCACUUGAUCGAAUUGUUUGUCAAGAUGUUUGAUGGCAUUGACGUGAGAGCUUACAUCGCUUGGUCUCUACUCGACGAAUUUCAGUGGAUGGAUGGUUAUACACAAAAAAUGGGCCUUUACUCCGUUGACUUUGAAGAUCCCGAGCGUCCGAGAUCAGAAAAAUUCUCAGCUACAAUUUUGAAAAGCAUUUACAAGUCGAAAACCGUAACAAAGAUUACAGAGCAACUUCUGCAAAGUUGA